This is a messenger RNA of Prunus avium (sweet cherry), 4743 nucleotides long. The record is from RefSeq and is a predicted model, not a curated record. Lineage: Eukaryota; Viridiplantae; Streptophyta; Magnoliopsida; Rosales; Rosaceae.
AUGAGCAAUUCUGGGAGUGGACGUAUAAGCAGCUUUGACAUGUGGAGAAACACUUCCAUGGAAGCUUUCUCCAAGUCUUCUCAUCAUGAAGAAGACGACGAAGAGUCUCUAACAUGGGCUGCUAUUGAGAGAUUGCCCACAUAUUUACGCAUACGGAGAGGCCUACUUGCAGAAGAGGAUGGUCAGGCCAGAGAGAUCAUUGAUGUAAACAAUCUUGGAUUAUUAGAAAGGAAGAGCUUGUUGGAGAGACUUGUGAAGAUUGCAGAGGAAGAUAAUGAGAAGUUCUUGUUGAAGCUCAAGGACCGCAUGAACAGAGUUGGGCUUGAAUUUCCGACAACUGAAGUGCGGUUUGAGCAUUUAAAUGUUGAAGCAGAGGCUUAUGUAGGAGGCAGGGCAUUGCCUAGUGUGUUCAACUUCUCCAUCAAUAUGUUAGAGGGUUUCUUGAAUUACCUUCAUAUUAUUCCGAGUCGAAAGAAACCAUUGCCAAUCCUCCAUGAUGUAAGUGGGAUUAUCAAGCCAAGAAGAAUGACACUGCUUUUAGGCCCCCCGGGCUCUGGAAAGACCACCUUACUAUUGGCAUUGGCUGGAAAACUUGGUAAAGAUCUAAAACUUUCGGGGAGAGUUACAUACAACGGACACGGGAUGGAAGAGUUUAUACCGGAGAGGACAUCAGCUUAUAUUAGCCAGCAUGAUCUCCACAUACCAGAAUUGACAGUCAGAGAAACGCUGGCUUUUUCUGCAAGAUGUCAAGGGGUUGGACCGCGUUAUGAAAUGUUGGUAGAAUUAUCAAGAAGAGAGAAGGCUGCAAAUAUUAAGCCAGAUCCUGAUCUUGAUGUUUACAUGAAGGCAGCAGCACUGGAAGGACAGGAAACCAAUGUAGUUACAGAUUACAUAAUCAAGGUUUUGGGACUAGAAGUUUGUGCUGACACCAUGGUAGGGGAUCAAAUGAGACGAGGUAUAUCUGGGGGCCAAAAAAAGAGACUCACCACAGGGGAGAUGCUGGUUGGACCAGAAAAAGCACUUUUUAUGGAUGAGAUAUCAACUGGGUUGGACAGUUCAACAACAUUUCACAUUGUGAAUUCACUCAGACAGUCCAUCCACGUUCUCAAUGGAACUGCCCUAAUCUCUCUCCUGCAACCAGCACCAGAAACUUAUGAACUCUUUGAUGAUAUAAUUCUCCUCUCAGAUGGGCGCAUUGUGUAUCAAGGUCCACGCGAGAAUGUGCUCGAGUUCUUUGAGCACAUGGGCUUCAAAUGUCCAGAGAGGAAAGGAGUUGCUGAUUUCCUACAAGAAGUGACAUCAAGGAAAGAUCAAGAGCAAUAUUGGGCUGAUAAAGAUAAGCCUUAUAGCUUUGUAACUUCAAAUGAAUUUUCUGAAGCAAUGCAAUCAUUUCACAUUGGUAGAGAACUUGGGGAUGAGCUUGCCACUCCAUUUGACAAGUCUAAAGGGAACCCAGCAGCUUUAACAACUAACAAGUAUGGAGUUAGCAAGAAGGAACUUUACAAAGCUUGUAUGUCAAGACAAGUUUUGCUUAUGAAGAGGAAUUCAUUUGUCUACAUUUUCAAAAUGACCCAGUUCAUUAUAAUGGCUUUUACAACAAUGACAUUAUUCCUACGAACUGAGAUGCAUCGACGUACCGUGGAAGAUGGUGGGAUUUACAUGGGAUCUUUGUUUUACACAAUGAUGAUAAUUAUGUUCACUGGAUUCUCAGAACUUGCUAUGACUGUCAUGAGACUUCCUGUGUUUUUCAAGCAAAGGGACCUUCUCUUCUUUCCUGCUUGGGCAUACUCUUUGCCAACAUGUCUGAUAAGAAUCCCUCUGACCUUUGUGGAAGCUUUCAUUUGGGUGACCAUGACUUACUAUGUUAUAGGUUAUGAUCCGAGCAUUGAAAGGUUCUUCAAACAGUUCAUUUUACUACUGUGCAUUAGUCAGAGCGCAAAUGGUCUGUUCCGAUUGUUAGCGGCGGUAGGCAGGAGCCCAGUUGUUGCAAACACAUUUGGGUCUGCUGCUUUACUUGUCCUUUUUGUUCUUGGUGGAUUUAUCUUAUCACGAGAAAGUAUGCAACAAUGGUUGUUGUGGGGAUAUUGGUUCUCACCGCUGACAUAUGGAAUGAAUGCUUUAGCUGUCAAUGAAUUUCUUGGAAAAAGUUGGAGACAUGUUCCUGCCAACUCAACAGAACCAUUAGGAGUUAUGGUCUUGAAGUCUCGAGGGGUAUUACCAGAAGCACGCUGGUACUGGAUUGGAGUAGUAGCUUCACUUGGAUUUGUUCUUCUGUUCAACUUCCUUUUCACUUUCGCACUUCAGUAUCUUGAUCGUAAGUACCAAUUUAGACAUUCUUCUGUCUUGACCAUUGACAAGCCUCAGGCAGUAAUGUCCAAAGAGGCCUUGGAAGAGAAACUUGCCGAGAACAAUGGAGAGACCGUUGAGCUACCGUCAAUGGGAAAGAGCUCUGUUGGGAAUGAAAGUCUGGAGAGUGUCUCUACCAAUCAUACCAGGAGGCGAGGAAUGGUUCUUCCUUUUGAACCCCUCUCAAUUACAUUCAAUGAAAUCAGAUAUGCAGUUGACAUGCCAAAGGAAAUGAAAGCUGAAGGCAUAACUGAGGAUCGGCUAGAACUUCUGAAGGGUGUGAGUGGUGCUUUUAGGCCUGGUGUCCUAACAGCUCUAAUGGGGGUUAGUGGUGCAGGGAAGACUACUUUAAUGGAUGUCUUGGCAGGACGGAAAACAGGUGGAUAUAUCGAAGGAAGUAUCAUUGUAUCUGGAUAUCUGAAAAAGCAAGAAACAUUUGCUCGCAUAUCAGGAUAUUGUGAGCAAACUGAUAUACACUCUCCUCAUGUCACAGUCUAUGAGUCUUUGGUGUAUUCUGCAUGGCUCCGAUUGCCCCCAGAGGUUGAUUCCCCAACCAGAAAGAUGUUCAUUGAGGAAGUCAUGGAGCUUGUUGAACUGACCUCAAUAAGGGAAGCACUUGUUGGAUUGCCUGGAGUGAAUGGUCUUUCAACUGAGCAGCGCAAAAGGCUAACGAUUGCAGUAGAACUUGUUGCCAACCCAUCCAUAAUAUUUAUGGAUGAGCCGACCUCUGGCCUUGAUGCCAGGGCGGCAGCAAUUGUAAUGAGAACAGUGAGAAAUACAGUGGACACAGGGCGAACUGUGGUCUGCACCAUCCACCAGCCAAGCAUUGAUAUAUUUGAUGCUUUUGAUGAGCUGUUUCUUCUGAAACGGGGAGGAGAAGAAAUAUAUGUUGGUCCUUUAGGCCACCAGUCUUCCCAGUUGAUCAAUUACUUUGAGGGAAUUAAUGGAGUUUCUAAACUAAGAGAUGGCUACAAUCCUGCAACCUGGAUGUUGGAGGUUACUUCAGCAGGACAAGAAGCGGCUCUUGGGGUUAAUUUCACUGAAAUAUAUAAGAACUCAGAAGUAUACAGGAGAAACAAGGCCUUGAUCAAGGAACUAAGUACUCCUCCACCAAAUUCAAGAGACUUGUUCUUCCCUACACAGUACUCUCAGUCUUUCUUUACCCAGUGCAUAGCUUGCCUAUGGAAACAGCAUUGGUCUUACUGGCGAAAUCCGUCAUACAGUGCAGUGAGACUUUUGUACACUGCUGUGAUGGCUCUAGUAUUUGGGAUAAUAUUCUGGGAUCUUGGCUCCAAAAGGCAUAGGCAACAAGAUCUUUUCAAUGCAAUGGGAUCUAUGUACUCUGCUGUUCUCUUCAUUGGAAUACAAAAUGCCUCAUCAGUGCAGCCAGUUGUAGGCAUUGAGAGGAUAGUCUUUUACAGAGAAAGGGCUGCUGGAAUGUACUCAGCUUUUCCAUAUGCCUUGGGACAGGUUCUGAUUGAGCUCCCAUACACUUUGAUCCAAACAAUCAUCUACGGAGUUAUAGUAUACAGCAUGAUCGGAUUUGAAUGGACAGUCAGCAAGUUCUUGUGGCACAUGUUCUUCAUGUACUUCACCUUCUUAUACUACAUCUUGUAUGGCAUGAUGAUUGUGGGCAUUACUCCAAACACAACCAUUGCCGCUGUCGCUUCCUCAGCCUUCUACCCGUUAUGGAACGUCUUUUCAGGAUUUAUCAUUCCGAAAACAAGAAUUCCAAUAUGGUGGAGAUGGUUCUACUGGGUAUGUCCAGUGUCUUGGACCUUGUAUGGAUUGUUUACUUCACAGUUUGGAGGCAUCAAGGACACACUUGAUUCGGGUGAAACUGUGGACGAUUUUAUAAGGGCUUAUUUUGGAUACAGAACAGACUUUUUAGGUGUUGUUGCAAUUGUGCUUGUUGGGAUUUCAGGGCUCUUUGGUUUCAUCUUUGCAUUUUCAAUCAAAGUAAUUAACUUCCAAAAGAGAUGAAGACAACCCUUAUACAUACAUACAUGUGUAUAUGUAAACAUAUAUGGUGCAAAAAUCCAUGAUUUCUGGUUUUGCUGAAAGUCCAUGAUUAUACAUACGACACGCGGGUUGGACAAGUAAGUAGGUUGCUUUGGUUAAUCAGUGAUUUCUAUGGACCGGUUGCUUCACAAUUUAAAGACAUAAAAGACACAUUUACAUUUGGGUGACAUUGUGCCUGUGGAAGACUUUAUAAGGAGAUGUUGCAAUUGUGCUUGCUGGGAUUUCAGUGCUGCUUGGGUCAUCUUUGCCUUCUCAGUCAAGGUAUUGAAAUUUCAAAAGAGAUGAAAAACUGAGAACAUUAUACAUGUAAAUUAUGCAAAUUCAACCUCUUCAAGUUUUGAUACUUAAGGGCUAGUUUGGCAUUGCUGUGCUUUA